AUGUGGCGAUUGGCUAGAGCUAUAUCAAGGCGUAGUUUUGCGACUGUCCCUGCUGAAGAACUACAACAGAGAAUUUUUGAUGUUUUAAAGAAGUUUGAUGCAGUUGAUCCAGCGAAAUUAAAUAAAGAUGCAAGCUUUAAAGACGUCGGCUUGGAUUCUUUGGAUACUGUAGAAGCUAUUGUUGCAUUAGAAGAUAUUCUCAUUUAAAAGAAAUAAAAGCAUGAAAAUAGAUUUUUUUAAAUGAAAAAUAAAGAGCACGACGAAGUCGUGCUAAUAAAUUUCCUACAAUAAAGUAUUAAAUCACCAAAUAUAAUUAUAUAUUAGGCAUAGAAUUAGCUGACGAUGAAGCCUUAAAAAUCACAACUAUUCCUGCAGCUGUCGAAGCAUUCACAAAAUCUCCAAAACCCCAAUAA
This is a messenger RNA of Blepharisma stoltei, 413 nucleotides long. The record is from the annotation of a GenBank genome assembly. Lineage: Eukaryota; Ciliophora; Heterotrichea; Heterotrichida; Blepharismidae.